Molecule: messenger RNA, 1693 nt
Organism: Chrysochloris asiatica (Cape golden mole)
Lineage: Eukaryota; Metazoa; Chordata; Mammalia; Afrosoricida; Chrysochloridae
Gene: MPP7
Product: membrane protein, palmitoylated 7 (MAGUK p55 subfamily member 7)
Exons: 15
Coding region: 79-1689 (536 amino acids)
Biological process (GO): protein localization to adherens junction
Cellular component (GO): cell-cell junction; plasma membrane
Molecular function (GO): protein binding
Source: RefSeq, a predicted model, not a curated record
UAUGAGCUGUUGGCUGCUCUGCCAGCCCAGCUGCAGCCACAUGUGGAUAGCCAGGAAGACCUGACCUUCCUCUGGGAGAUGUUUGGUGAAAAGAGCCUGCAUUCACUGGUGAAGAUUCAUGAGAAGCUACACUACUAUGAGAAACAGAGCCCUGCCCCCGUCCUCCACAGCGCAGCGGCCUUGGCCGAUGAUCUGGCCGAAGAGCUUCAGAACAAGCCAUUAAAUGGUGAGAUCAGAGAGCUGUUGAAACUACUGUCAAAACCCAAUGUGAAGGCUUUGCUUUCUGUACAUGAUACUGUGGCUCAGAAGAAUUAUGACCCUGUGUUGCCUCCUAUGCCUGAUGACAUCGAUGAUGAAGAGGACUCAGUAAAGAUAAUCCGUCUGGUUAAAAAUAGAGAACCACUGGGAGCUACCAUUAAGAAGGAUGAGCACACUGGGGCCAUCAUUGUGGCUAGAAUUAUGAGAGGAGGAGCUGCAGAUAGAAGUGGUCUUAUUCAUGUUGGUGAUGAACUUAGAGAAGUGAAUGGGAUCCCAGUGGAGAAUAAAAGGCCUGAGGAAAUAAUACACAUAUUGGCUCAGUCCCAGGGAGCAAUUACAUUUAAGAUUAUACCCAGCAUCAAAGGGGAGACCCCAUCUAAAGAAGGCAAGGUGUUUAUCAAAGCUCUCUUUGACUAUGAUCCUAACGAGGACAAAGCAAUUCCGUGUAAAGAAGCUGGACUUGCUUUCAGAAAAGGCGAUGUCCUUCAGAUUAUGAGCCAAGAUGAUGCAACAUGGUGGCAGGCAAAGCAUGAAGGUGAUGCCAAUCCUAGAGCAGGCUUGAUCCCCUCCAAGCAUUUCCAGGAAAGGAGAUUGGCUGUGAGACGACCAGAAAUAUUAGUUCAGCCCUUGAAAGUUUCCAACAGGAAAUCAUCUGGUUUUAGAAGAAGUUUCCGUCUUAGUAGAAAAGAUAAGAAAACAAAUAAAUCUAUGUAUGAAUGCAAGAAGAGUGAUCAGUAUGACACAGCUGAUGUGCCCACAUACGAGGAAGUCACCCCAUAUCGGCGACAAACCAAUGAGAAAUACAGACUUGUUGUUUUGGUUGGCCCUGUAGGAGUAGGGUUGAAUGAGCUGAAACGAAAGCUGCUGAUCAGUGACACACAACACUAUGGCGUGACAGUACCACAUACGACAAGAGCAAGAAGAAGCCAGGAAAGUGAUGGUGUUGAAUAUAUUUUCAUUUCCAAGCAUUUGUUUGAGACAGAUGUACAAAAUAACAAGUUUAUUGAAUAUGGUGAAUAUAAAAACAACUACUAUGGUACCAGUAUAGACUCAGUUCGCUCUGUGCUAGCUAAAAACAAAGUUUGUUUGUUGGACGUUCAGCCGCAUACAGUAAAGCAUUUAAGAACGCUAGAAUUUAAGCCUUUUGUGAUAUUCAUAAAGCCUCCAUCAAUAGAGCGUCUGAGACAGACAAGAAAAAACGCAAAGAUUAUUUCAAGCAGAGAUGACCAAGGAGCUGCCAAACCCUUUACAGAAGAAGAUUUUCAAGAAAUGAUUCAAUCUGCGCAGAUCAUGGAAAACCAAUAUGGUCAUCUUUUUGACAAGAUUAUAGUGAAUGAUGACCUCACCGUGGCCUUCAAUGAGCUGAAAACAACUUUUGAUAGGUUAGAGACAGAUGCCCAUUGGGUUCCAGUGAGCUGGUUGCAUUCAUAACUAA